AUGUUUUCAGUUGCCGCCAUUGUUGCCAUAAUAACCGGCUCACAAGUGCUCGCUCAAUGUGACGUCAAAUCAGGAGCGGGUUUGGCUCUCAUCGGGCAUGCGUACUUGAGCCUCCCAGCGCAAGACGCCCAUCAGUGUUAUGAGAAAUGCAAGUCAGACGAACCAAAGUGCCGUAGUUUGAAUUACUAUGGUGACAGCAAGUUCUGUGAGCUUAAUAACGUAACCAGGACAUCUCAUCCGGGUGACUUGAAGGAAAACCCCGUAUCUGUAUAUUUUGAAAGCCGAUAUAGAGGUAACAACCAAUAGCCAUGUUAGCAUGGUCGAUCAAGAGAUUAAAAGUUCUUUAAGCACAAACGCUGAGAAGUUCAGAUAAGCAUUCCUUCUGUACCUGACUCACAACAGUAUCGUCAUCCACUUAUUCUGUGCAAACCUUUCACUAGUUUUAGAAACGAGCGACGAGUAACCAGUUAAAGUAUGGCCUGAGACGACGCUCUCGUUCUGCACUAAAUAUAGCUGAAUAUUGAUCACCACCCAGUUUUAUUAAUUGUCUCUCUUGCUUUCACCUAUCCUUAUUGUCCUGCAUGUUAUGUCAAAGAAAAGACUGAAAAAAGGAAUUAAAAUCUGAGUAACAGAUCUUUAAAACAUCCACAGUUACCACUGGUUCACAGCGGUCUGUUGCAGCCAGUUCUUGUCAAGACAUUUUGCAGCGAGGGGACUCUACCGGAAAUGGAUUCUACUGGUUGGAUUCAAAUAGUACUGAGGACCCGUAUGUUACGUUUUGUAACAUGACCAGCGGAGGAGGUAGUACCGAUACACGAUUGGAUCAACCAUUGCUUCCGCCUUAAACCACGUUGGAUUAUACCUGUAGCCUCUGACCCAAGUCUUAUCUUGCUUUUUCAUGUUAUUUUGAGUUUUGGUUGCACUGGAACUCGUAACAAGAAUAUUUGCUAGUGAAUAAAAACCCGUUCAGACUUUGGGUAGUGUAACAUACACAGCGCGGGAAACAACCCCAAAGUUCUUUUUUACCUUAGGCCUCCUAGUCUGCCCGUCGGACAGAAUCUGGGGAAUCAGUGGGAAAGCAGACAAAACAAUGGUUUUUGUAACUGGUUUUUCAGUUUUCCUGUCUUGCAUAAGUAGGACUGUCUUAUGAAUUAGGUGAGGAGAAAGUUUCAUAAAGUAGAAUAAAAUCGGACCAGGAAAGGCACUUUUCUCGCAAAAAAAAAAUUAAAAAAUGUGUUAUUAAUUUUUUGGGAGGUGGGGAGGGGCAAAGGAACUGCUUGUUAAAUUAUGAUUUUGCUUCCUAAACUGACAUCCAGCUCCCAUUAUAUUUUCAAUCAGUAGUCAAUUAAUAGACAGAAAUGCGUUUCAGAAAACUGGCCCCAGUAAUUAUUUAACUCUGAUCUUUAUCUCAGUUAUCAUAGUUUAUGCGUUGUUUUUAACAGAUACUAGUGCCUCAUUUGACUUGAUAUUUAAAGACCGCAAUACUUCCAACUACCUCGAACUUGAAACGUUUUUCCCAAAUCUCUCCUCGUUCACGGUGUGCUUAUGGUUCAAAUCCAUGGAGCGACAAUUGCUUUUCUUGUCUUACGCCACGGAACCCUUCACAGACGCAAUCAUGAUGUUUUUAAGCUCAACCGGACUAUUCAGAUUCCUGGUGAUGAAUGAGCAAACGUGAGUACAUUUUGAUGUGACCGAACUGACGAGGCACGAUAAAUUUUAGACUAAGAUAGACUCUUUAUUUUCAUCAGUCUUAGUAGAGGGAGCAAAAAAAGGAGAGCGCGCGUGAGUCUCUAUCGAAAUUGAGAAGUACCUUUGUCUACGGGUAUUAUCAGAAAAAAAAAAGAAAUUUGAAUGAUAUUAAUGAAGAGGCCGUAGAGUAAUCACUCAUGAGCAGUUGUUUUGUCAUAUUUGUCGAUCUAGGCACUGUAAGCGUGGCUGUUGAAGUAGCCUGAGUAUCAGGCCUUCCUAAGGGGCUAGGAGAUAGGAGAUUUUUUUCGCUCUCUUUCUUUUUUCGCUUCUCUCUUGCCCAUUUCCCCCCAGAAACGCCUGAUACUCAGGCUCCGGUUAAACAAGCAGAGCUUUCAUUGUCGUAAAACCGGAAUACACUGAGUUAAUAGUCUAAAACGUUUUUUUUCUAGUCAUGGUCAUACAGGAACCUUUGAAGACAAGACUUGGCAUCAUUUGUGUGGUACAUGGGCCAAUCAUGAUGGUGUUGUCAGAUUAUUCAUAGAUGGUGACUGCAAACUUACUAGCAAUCGAACCAUCCAUGGGGUAAUUCCUGGCACUGGAAAGCUGAUUUUGGGGCAAGACCAAGAUAUAAUGGGAGGGGCUUUCGAUUAUCAGCAGAGCUUUGUAGGCGAAAUGAGUCAUCUGUACAUCUGGAACACUGAUCUGGGAACCAGCGUCAUAUCCACCUUGAGCAUGCACUGUAAAGAGCAUCCAUACCCUGGUUAUAUUGUGAGGUGGUCUGACUUCACGGAGGCGGGGAUACACGGCAAUAUAACGAAGCGAAAUAACUCAAGAUGCUUAACAUCGCAAGACAUGCUGCCAUAA
Molecule: messenger RNA, 2553 nt
Organism: Porites evermanni
Lineage: Eukaryota; Metazoa; Cnidaria; Anthozoa; Scleractinia; Poritidae
Source: the annotation of a GenBank genome assembly